UUAAUUGUUUUAAAAUAAUUACUUUUCUUUAACAAAAACUGUUAAAGUUUAAAUUUGAAUUUUUUUUUUACAUGUUUGUUUCAUAACAUGUAGCUUAUAUGAUUGGGUUUGGUUUUCAUUUCUCAUUGGGAAAAUAAUAAUUAGGCUGUGGGCCAAUGUUAUUGACAUGUUGAUCGAUUCCCGCCAUCAGUGACGCACUCCUCCCGGAUCGAUGCGUCACUCAUGGGACAGAUGCGCUGUUAUUUGCGGCCGGCUUCACUUUGGCAGCAUGAAUUUUUCUUUCCCUGCUCCUCCCGCCCUCAUCAAACAGUCAUGCGUUACCGGGGAGGGAGGGAGGGAGAUGGAGAGGUGCCGCCGGGCGGGCGGGCCGGUGCGCAGGAGGCGCAGGCGGGCAUUCUGGCCGCAAAGCGCGGCGGUCCACACUCCAAGCGUGCGCUGCGCGGGAUCACGAGUGUCCGUCGAGACUUUUUCAGACGCUUAAGAAUCCGGGGGAGCGAGAUGCGUGACCGCUUUUCUGUCCUGAAUGCCCGGUCUGCGGCGUGGACGGCACCGUGACGACACCGGCGCUGUCCAUGGUACCGAUUGGUCGCGUGCGCCCUGCUCUCUCGUCAUCCAACCUUUGAUCUUGAUUGACAGUUAGCGAAUUAUUAAUAAUAAUUGAAAAAAAGAUGAAGUGGAUUUAGAUCACCUUUGCAGCUCACCUUGGACUCCAAAGGAACUUCUUAGACGUGCAUUGAAUCUUAUUUUUUCAUUUUGAAAGAGGACUAAACGGGCUGAUGGAUCGCCUGGCCAACAAGGAAGUCAGCACGGAUCCUUUUGGUCCAAAUGUCAAGGCCAGAUCCUGUGAGGGCGGUCCAGAGUCUCCUCCCCAGCAGGAAGUGGAGGAGACUGUUCUCAUCAGUCUGUCUGAGGCACUCAAGAUACAGUCUGAACUGAGCCCCAAACAGCCACUUAAAACGGAGCAGCUAAAGUCUGGGUCCACUCCACUGGCCAGCAUCAGCCGACCCAGACCAGCUGCUCUAAGAACUAAAUCUUCUCCAAGGCCGAACAGAAUCUCGUCAGAGUCUUCCAAGGGAGUGGAUUUGAUUCCCGCUGGUAUCCCUGGACCUCAGAAUUCCUGUGUCCUGCCACAUUCAAAGUCAGAGUCGGCAUUCCCCGUUUGCAGCAUUCAAGGUCCUCAAAGCCCUUACCUGAACCCCAACAGCAGCCUGCCCGUGUCCAGGCCCAGCCCAAACCUGCCCCUCAGCCUCAGCUCCAACUCCAGCCUCAGCCCUCAGCCCCAGAGAACCCCAUCACCAGGAAGCUGCAGCCCAGCUCAGUCUGAGGAGAACAAAGACUUCAGGGUGUACAUCGUCACAUGGAACGUGGGAUCAGCUGUCCCUCCAGAUGACAUCACGCCCAUGUUCGGACCAAAUGUUUCAGAUGGGAACAUCGACAUGUUCAUCAUCGGACUCCAGGAGGUCAACUCCAUGAUUAACAAGAGGCUGAAGGAUGCUCUUUUUUCCGACCAGUGGAGUGAGCUUUGCAUGGACACUCUCAGUCCGUUUGGAUAUGUUUUGGUGGCAUCCCAGCGAAUGCAGGGAGUGCUGCUGAUGGUUUUUUCCAAGUUCUGCCAUCUUCCCUUCCUCAGAGGUGUGCAGACACAGAGCACUCGCACAGGACUCGGGGGUUACUGGGGUAAUAAAGGAGGUGUAAGCGCGAGGAUGACGGUGUUUGGACACCCGGUGUGCUUUCUGAACUGUCACCUGCCGGCUCACAUGAGGAAUCUGGAGCAGAGGGUGGAGGACUUUGAAAGCAUCCUGCAGCAGCAGCAGUUUGAGGGCGGGACGGCGCCGGGAGUACUGGACCAUGAUGUGGUAUUCUGGUUUGGAGAUUUAAACUUCCGGAUUGAGGACUACGACAUCCACGUGGUGAAAUGUGCCAUUGACAGCAACAAGCUACCUCUGCUCUGGGAGAGAGAUCAGCUCAACAUGGCAAAAAACACAGAGUCCAUCCUGGAUGGUUUUAUGGAAGGACCCCUCAACUUCCCACCAACAUAUAAGUUUGACGUGGGCACUCACACCUAUGACACCAGCGCAAAGAAGAGAAAACCUGCCUGGACAGACCGCAUCCUCUGGCGCCUUCGUCGCACCGGUUCCCCAGUUCCUACCCACAAUGCCUCACUGCAACGCGGUCUGACUUCAUGGUUGGGUGGGGCAACUAAAGUGACACAACACAUGUACCGAAGUCACAUGGGCUUCACCAUCAGUGACCACAAGCCCGUUUCUGCAUUGUUUUCACUGCAUUUUCCAUUCAGGGUGGAUAAGCCUCUGGUGGAGCUGCAGGUCAGCAGAGAGUGGAGCAAAGUGUCAGACGCCGUGGUCAGAUUCACCAUUGCAUCAACGUACCAGCGCAGCUCAUGGGACUGGAUAGCCAUUUACAAGGUUGGAUUCAAGCACUACAAGGACUACCAGGCGUAUGUGUGGGCCAAAGGGGAGACAGCAACACAGGUGACAUUUCCAGAGGAAGAUUUGCCAAGAGAUGACUGUGAAUACAUCCUGGGUUACCACAGCAAUAAUAUGAACAGCAUUGUUGGACUGUCAUCAAUAAUUAAGAUCAAAAUGCCGGCUCACAGCCCCACCGUCUUCCGCUCUGACACCUCUGAGGAGAGUUCGGAAGACGACAGCACUCUGGUUCUGCUGGCUCCAAACUCCCGCAGUCCGAGCCCUAAAACGGGCAAACGCCACCACCGUCACCGUCGUAGUCACAGUCCUGCCGUCCCAGCUCUCUCCUCAAACCCCCUCCCCUCCCUGCAAGGCCUUGGCCUCAGUCAUCGCACGAAGGAGAGCCACACACAAGGCCGCUCACCCUGCUCUGCUUCUAAAAAGGAACGACUUGUCUCCCCUGACGUGGGCCCGUCUCCCAUCAGCCCCCUCAGUCCUCGAAGCCCAGUGUCUCCAGGUUGUGGAGUGACGGCCCCAGAGGCCCUGAUCGUAGCGAUCCUUGGUGAAAACAGUCCGGCUCAUAUAAGCCCGACAGGUGUGAAGCACCUGCGAACACCUGAAGAAACUGUUACAGUAAAGAAAAUCAACACAAAGAGUUGAAAUGAAUUCAAAUAGGAUUGUCUGACCCACCUCUGUCUCUGUGUUCACAACCAAUAAUGAGUGUAUCUGUAACUUGUCCCAUUUUGUAACCCUGAAGUCAGCUGUUUUUGAGGAUAUUUUCAUGCUCUACUCUAAUAUAUGUAUGGAAUCAAACAUGUGAUCAGACUUUUGAAGUGCUUUCAUGGAGACUCAGCAGUGCAGUGUAUCAUAUGCAAACACAGAUGUUGGAAGUGGAAUCAGAGUCUGAGGAGAGCACUGAUGAGUGCAGCCAGUCACUAUUGACAACCGUCUGGAUUCAUUUUAACAGUCUCGUCUCAAAGCGAGGACCCUGGACCACACGUAUUGAUGAUAUCAUAGUUCACCGAGUGUGAGCGUAUGUCUUUGUGUGUGGGUUUUGUUGUAAGUCUGUCUAUUAAAACAAGAAUUCAAUAUUUA
Molecule: messenger RNA, 3518 nt
Organism: Oryzias melastigma (Indian medaka)
Lineage: Eukaryota; Metazoa; Chordata; Actinopteri; Beloniformes; Adrianichthyidae
Gene: inpp5ja
Product: inositol polyphosphate 5-phosphatase K
Exons: 13
Coding region: 777-3083 (768 amino acids)
Biological process (GO): negative regulation of peptidyl-serine phosphorylation; phosphatidylinositol dephosphorylation
Cellular component (GO): ruffle; plasma membrane; cytoplasm
Molecular function (GO): phosphatidylinositol-3,4,5-trisphosphate 5-phosphatase activity; phosphatidylinositol-4,5-bisphosphate 5-phosphatase activity
Source: RefSeq, a predicted model, not a curated record